Homarus americanus (American lobster) is the source of this 1431-nucleotide messenger RNA. RefSeq names its product kynurenine/alpha-aminoadipate aminotransferase, mitochondrial-like. NCBI's taxonomy places the organism in Eukaryota, Metazoa, Arthropoda, Malacostraca, Decapoda, Nephropidae. The record is from RefSeq and is a predicted model, not a curated record. Gene Ontology annotation, biological process: biosynthetic process. The transcript has 9 exons. Gene Ontology annotation, molecular function: L-kynurenine:2-oxoglutarate transaminase activity; pyridoxal phosphate binding. The coding region runs from base 1 to 1245 and encodes 414 amino acids.
AUGCCCAACCCCUCCACCUUCCCCGUCCUAGAGGCCACCUUCACCCUCAAAGAAUCGCAUAGGAUCAACAUUACCCCUCAGCUUAUGGCUCAGGCGCUGCAGUACUCACUGAGUAGUGGGUUCCCUCCCUUCGUGGCUCAACUAGAGGAGUUGACGGAGAAGAUCCACGCGCCGCCUGAUGUGUGUGAGAGGCAGGUGGUGGUGACGGUGGGGUCGGAACACGGCCUCUCCAUGGCAUGUGGCAUGCUCAUCAACCCUGGCGACGCCGUCUUGUUUCAGGAACCUACAUAUCCUGGUCUGCUGGCCCUGCUAGACAAUGUACAAGCUCAUCUCAUCCCUAUAAGGUCUGACAGCCAGGGCGUGAUUCCCUCCCUCCUCCGAGUUGCCUUGGACCAGUGUACUGACCGACGGGCCAAGUUUAUCUACGUGAACCCGAGUGGCAGUAAUCCAACAGGGGUGUUGAUGAGGGAGGCCAGGCGAAGGGAGAUAUACAGCAUUGCCAGCGAGUACGACCUUCUGAUCCUUGAGGAUGACCCCUACCACUAUAUACAGUUUAUGGAGGAAAAUUCAGUAUCAGUCAGGUCAAGAGAGGCGGGUCUUAGGAUGACAAACCGCAGAUUAAAAUAUAGACAUCAUGAACCACAACUCCUGCAGGAGGUGCCGCCCAGUUUUCUCAGCUUGGACACGGAGGGUCGGGUGCUGCGCUUCGACUCCUUCUCUAAGACUGUGGCUCCCGGCCUGCGGGUUGGCUAUGUUACCGUACCCAAACCAAUCGGUGAAAAGCUCGUCCUUGACAUUUUGGACAAUAUCCUGCAUGCAUCUGUCCUCCCUCAGGUGAUAUUGCGUGAGGUGCUGAAGACGUGGGGUCACGAAGGGUACCUGCAACACAUGAGGGCGGUGUGCGAGUUGUACCGGAGACAACGAGACAUUAUGGUGGAAGCGGUUGACAGACACCUUAAUAACCUGUGUGAGUGGACGGUGCCAGACGGAGGAUUCUACAUCUGGCUCAAGGUUCUGGGGGUGAAAGAUACGAAGACAUUGGCGAUGAAACGAGGACUAGAGAAAGGGGUGCUGGUGGUGCCUGGGGCGGGCUUCCUGGCGGAUGGGAACCAGCCGUCUCCAUACAUCAGACUCGCCUAUUCUGUGAUCAACCCUGAUAACAUGGAUAAAGCUAUCAAACUCUUGGCUGAGGCGAUCAGGGAAGAACAAGAGGAGUACAGAUCUUGUAAGACAUCAAGCACUUAAAUCAGAAGAAAACCUAUUAUGUAAGUGCAGUUGUUACUGUCCAUAUAUUUCAAGAAUUCUAUCCACAUUACCUGUUCUGUAUAAGAAAAUCAGUUAUUCCAUCUGCAGUCAUGUUGUGUUGCCUCUCUGUAACAAAGCGUGUCGUCAUUUGGGUUCAAAUUUUACAAGGGUAAUUACAACGAGAUA